UUGGUACAACGUACCGAUUUAUCUAUUAAUCUAAAUAACUGCGAUUAAACUGCAACAUCUGCGUAUUGCAACGGGGUCUCAAACCCCACUACAGCCGUGCCCGAGAUGCCACGGUCCUACGUGGUCGGGGAAAUGUGUUAAUUUCCCCCCGAUAUUCCCAAGCAUAGCUCCUCUCUGAUCCAAGACUAUUCCCAACAUUUACUCAUAUUUUGCCUGCAAGGAUAGCCCUUAUUAGAACGCUUCCCAAUUGUUUUGCACUUUCCAAGCAAACGACAACCACUUGUUCGUCCUACUAAGUAUUUUCUGGGCUACAUAAUGGUUCGGAUGGUGGGAUACCGUGGGUUGUUUUGAAUGUCAAAGUUGACAUGGAUGAUGAAGACGGAAGGUGCCUGCUAGAUGUAAUUUGUGACCCAGAAGCUCUCAAUGACUUUCUUCAUGGAUCAGAGACCCAUUUGGACACUGACGACCUUUUGGAUGGUUCGGGUGACCCCUCCAGCUCGUUCUUCUCCUCCGCUGGGGGCCAUAUUCCGGAGGUCCAGCCCGUCAUCCAGCUGUCGGUCAGUGAGCCGGCCGGACUUCCCCGGGUCAGCGUGGACCUGGACUUCCUGGAGGAUGACGACAUCCUCGGAGGCUCGCCGGGGGGCGACGGCGGCGGCAGCAAUGGCAUGGGGGGCAACCACGAGCCCUGCGACAUCCUGCAGCAGAGCCUCGCCGAGGCCAACAUCACGGAGCAGAGCCUGCAGGAGGCGGAGGCCGAGCUGGACCUGGGCUCCUUCGGGAUCCCGGGCCUCACGCAGGUAGUCCAGACACUCCCCGACGGCGGCCUGUCCGGCGCCGCCGCCGUCGGCGUGGGCAUAGGCGCCCCUCCGAAUGCGGCGGCGGCGGCGGACAUGCUGGGCUCGGUGCUGGCCCACCAGGGGCUGCACCUCCAGCCCCAGGUCAUGAACAAAGCCAUUAGCGUCCAGCCCUUCAUGCAGCCCGUGGGCCUGGGCAACGUCACCCUUCAGCCCAUCUCAAGCCUCCAGGGGCUCCCCAACGGGAGCCAGUCGGGUCAUUUGGGGCUCGGACAGAUUCAGGUUGUGGGCCAGCCCACCGUCAUGACUAUCAAUCAGGCCGGGCAGCCCGUCCUGGCCAAGGCCAUGGGCAGCUACCAGCUGCACCAGCCUGGGCCGGAGGUGUCGGGAGCGGGGCCGCAGGCAGGGCUCGGCGGCCCGGUUCUGAGCUCCGGCGGCGGACUUCUUAUCCAAGGCGGCAAGGCCGCCCUCGGGUCCCCGGCGCUCAACGGGCCGGCGGUGUGCGCCGGCAACACCAGUAGCAGCAACAGCGGCGCCAUGACGGCUCCCGCCGGGCUGAUGGGCUACGCCGGCGCCGGGAUGGAAACACAGACUCAAGGCCAGAUCAUGCAGAACGUGAUCAUCCAGCGCACGCCCACGCCCAUCCAGCCUAAACCGCCGCAGGGCGGCGCCUUCCAGCCCAAGGGCUUCAAACCGCAGCCCCAGGCGGCGCCGCACACCCUGCAGGGCGACCCCGCCAAGGCCCUGGGGCUGCAGCAGCUCCCCGUGUCGGGGGCCCAGAACGUCACCUUCCUGACGGGCAAGCCGGGCUCCAACAUGGUGCUGAGCGCGCAGGGGCCCUCGCAGGGCCAGCAGUUCCAGCAGGUGUUCAAGCAGCAGCCGGGCCAGCCGUCGGGCAAGCCCCUCAGCGUGCACCUGCUGAACCAGCAGGGCAGCAUCGUCAUCCCCUCCCAGUCCAUGCUCCAGGGCCAGAACCACCAGCUGCUCCAGCUGCAGGCCGGGGGCCAGAUCUUCACCCAGCACCCCGGGGGCCACAUCAUAACGAGCCAGGGGCCGGGGGGCCACCUCAUCACCAACCAGAUCCUGGCGGCCAACCAGAACAUUAACCUGAGCCAGGUGUUCUCGGGGCCCAUCCAGCUGCAGUCGGGGCAGAUGGGCCAGCCCACGCUCUUUCAGAUGCCCGUCUCCCUGGCCCAGAGCGCCGGCCACACCCAGAGCCACCCCGUCGCGGCCCACAACCAGACGGUCAUCCAGGGCAUGCCCCUCCAGAACUCCCUGACCAUGCUGGGCCAGGUGGAGGGGCUGAGCCCGGCGGUCAGCCUCCAGCCGGCCCUCCAGCCCCCGGCGGGCGGGGUCCCUUGCGGCGCGGGGGGCCUGGCCCUGGCGGGGGACUGCAUCACGGCGCUGGGGGGCGCCACGGAGCAGGUGGGCCACCCGCAGCAGCAGCCCGUCCCCCAGCAGUCGUCCGUCCUCACCAUGCAGUCGGCCGUCUCCAUCCCCUGCUCCUCUCCGUCCAUGUCGGUGACCACGGCGACGGUGCCCGCGGUGGGCCUGGCGGCGGCGGCCCAGCACAGCCCCGGGCGCGUCCUGUACACCAACCAGGGCGCCAGCAUGAUCCUGAGCCAGGAGUCGCUGCAGAUGCUCCUCCAGCAGGAGCAGCAGCAGCACCAGUCAGAGAAUGGCUCCGCCCCCUCAGUGGGCGUGCCGGCGUCUGUAAUCGUCAGCAGCAACAGCCACCCUGGCCCGGCCCACUCAGUCCAUGACAGCCAAUUAGCUGAGUCUGAGGUGGCCCACAGUCCUGGCCCCUCCCCUGGCCCCUCCCGCAUGGUGGUAAAGCAGGUUCCCUCCAGCGGACAUCAGCAGCCCCUGAAGCUCCAGAGCAUGUCCCCCUCGCCGGUGCUCACCGCCCACGUGCCGGCGGCGCCCCGGGCCGACAGCCCCCAGCCCUCGCCGUCCCCCCUAGCCCUCGGCCAGCACGUCCACUCCCCGCACCACCAACAGCAGCAGCAGUCUCGCCCCCCGUCCCAACCCCAGCCCCAGUCCCAGACGCCCUCACGCUCCUGCACGCCCUCCUCCCACCAGCCCCUCUACAUUGUCCACAACCAGAUCCCGGGGUCCCCGCAGCAGCAGCAGCAGCAGCAGCAGCAGCAACAGCAGCAGCAGCAGCAGCAGCAGCAGCAGCAGCAGCUGCAGCAGCAGCAGCUGCAGCAGCAGCAGCAACAGCAACAACAACAACAACAACAACAACAGCUACAGCUACAGCUGCAACAACUACAGGCCCAACAGCCUCAACCGCAGCAGACUCAUAUUCAAAUCCAGCUGCAGGCUCCGCCCCGGCCUCCGUCCCAGCCCUCCCCCUUCCAACAGGAGAGGCCCCCGCUCUCCCACUCCCCCAAGGCCCCCACGGCGCCCCCCGCCCUCCAGCACCAGUUUGUGAGCUCGGUGAUGAGCGGACCCACGCCCAUGGUGCUCACGGCCCCGCUGAGCGCGGAACAGCAGCACCACCUGCAGCUGGUGGCGGCCCAGAUCCAGACGCUGUCCACCAUCUCCCAGCCCUCCCCGCAGCAGAAGCAGCUGCUGGACAAGUUGCACCAGGUCCAGCAGAGUAUCCUGAUCCAGGCCAAGCAGUCCGCCUCCCUCCAGCCCGCCCCUCAGUCCCAAAGCCUGGCCCCAGCUCAUUUCAUCUCCCAGCAGGACCCGUCCGCUGAGACGGUGAUGCUGUCGUCAUCGGGCCCUGUGGGCCCCCCUGCCCCACCGGGGGCCCCCGUGCUGCAGCAGAAAUCUGUGCUCGUCAAAACUCCAGCACUCCCAGGCCCGGUUGGAGCGGGACUCCCACCAUCCAUGGCCCAAGCCGGCCUCACCCCGCCGCCUGCACAGGUCCAGACCACGCCCGGGGUGAUCAGCGCCGUGGGAGGCGCGGGGGUCACCUUGGGGGGGAUGAAGCUCCAGAUGCUGGCCCAAAUGCCUAGCCUCCAGUCCCCUACCCCCGUCCACACACAGAUCCCUACAGUGAAGAUGCCUUUCAGUGCGGAGCCCAGUAAAGAGGCCAGGAUGCUGGAGCAGCUGAGGAAGCAGCAGGGUUCGGUGCUCCACCCCAACUACAGCGUGCCCUUCAACUCCUUCGACGACACGCUGCAGCGACUGCUGCCCUACCACCUCUACCAGGGCACGGCCAACUCCAGCCAGGACUACAAGAGAGUGGACGAUGAGUUUGAGAGCGUGUCCUGUCAGCUACUGAAGCGAACGCAGGCUAUGCUGGACAAAUACCGCCACCUGCUCUUCGCUGAGUCCAAGCAGAGGAUGGGCCCGUCGGCGGAGAUGGUGAUGAUCGACCGGAUGUUCAUCCAGGAGGAGAAGUUCACUCUGGGCCAGGACCGGGUGCUGGCCAAGGAGAGACCAGAGGAGUUUGUGGCGAACGCCCGCAUGUUGGAGAGCGCGGCGGCUACGUCGCGGCUACACCCCUCCCCAGCGGGACCCAGCCCGGCCAGGGGUCUCGCGUCAGAGACCACGCCCCCUGCACCGCCUCCUGUGGCCCCGCCCCCUGCCGCCCACCCCCCCGUGGUUCCCAAAGCCGUUCCUCUGCCCGCUCCGGCUGCGCCCGCAGCCCCCACGCACGCCCCGCCCGCCUCCCACUCUCCCUUCCCCUCCACCAAGCUGGUGAUCAAGCAGGGCGGGGGGUCGGCGUCCGUGUCCUGGGCCAGCAGCAGUGCCCCCCCUCCGCCUCCGCCACCGCCGGCCCCCCCGACCGCUGCCGCCGCCGCCGCCCCAGCGGCACCGAGGCCAGUGGCACCGCCGGCCAAUCAGAGCUCUUCGUUCGGCCGGGCCCCGCCCUCGUCGUCCUUCCGGUCGCGGCCGGCGGAGGACGAGGACGCGCUGCCCCAGAGGACCAGCAAGCCGCCCAUCAAGACGUACGAGGCGCGCAGCCGCAUCGGCCUCAAGCUCAAGAUCAAGCAGGACCAGACGGGCUUCCGCAAGGUGGUCCACAACACGGCGCUGGACCCGGUCCACACGCCCCCCCAGCAGAGGACCCAGCCCCAGGCCCCGCCCCGGACUGUCCCCCCGCCCCCGCCCCACCCCACGCCCCAGCCGCAGCCCGGCCCCCAGCCCCCGCCCCCGCCCAACCCCCAUAUAAAGAGUGCCACGCCUCCCCCCAAGCCCCGCCCAGAACCCGCCGUCCCCCCCGCCGUCCCCCCCACCGUCAUCAGGACUCAGUCCCAAGCGUGCCCCGCUCCCUCGGCGCCGUCGGUCGCCACGGUGACCACCGCCCAGUCCAACCCGCCCCCGAGGGCCUCGGCCCCCUCUAGCACAGCGACUCCCCCCCCUCCUCCUCCUCCUCCUCCACCACCGCCUUCGUCCUCUUCCUCUUCCUCCUCCUCGUCCCACACCCGGUUGCCGUGCCCGCCCCCUCCCUCCUCCUCCUCCUCCUCCUCCUCUUCCUCUUCCUCCACCACGCAGAUGAACGGAACGCUGGAGCACCACGAGGUGGGCGGCGUCAAGCGCAACCCCACGCCCACGGCCCCGGCCCCCCAGGCCCCGGCCCCGGCCCCGGCCCCCCAGGCCACCACCUGCCGCCUGCCGCUGCGGAAGACGUACCGGGAGAACGUGAGCCCCCGGGUGCGGCCGGGCGUGCCGGGGGGCGGGGACGACAGCCUGCCCUACCCCCGCCCCGAGCUCUCGCCGCCCCCGCUCCGACCGGAGCCCUCCCCCUUGCCCCGACCCCCGGCCCCCCCGCCGCCGCCGCCGCCGCCGCCGGUGGUGGUGGCGGCGGCGCCGGAGCGCACGGUCAUCGCCAGCGUCAAGGUGGAGAAGAGGAGCCGGGAGGAGGGGAAGCUGGAGAAGAGGAGCAGGGAGGAGGGGAAGAGGAGCAGGGAGGAGGGGCCCCCCGGCCGUCUGGAGCAGGUGGAGGAGGCGUUCGGCCGCAGCGUCAAGACGACGCAACAGCAGCCAACCCACCCCCACCUGCCCCAGCUGCCCGUCCGGGGCGGCGGGGAGGAGCAGCAGCGGCAGCCGGUGGCGGAGGCGGGGCCCACGCCGGACCACCCGGGCGCCAUCACUCAUUACAAGCGGGCGAGCGGCAAGAGCCAGCGGCCACGGCCGGGCGCCGUGUACCGCGUGGACCAGCACGCCCCGGGCCCGCCCUCCCCGGACGCCUCCCCCGCGCGGGACCCCUCCUCCUCCUCGCUGCCGGCCAAGCGCUGCAAGUCGGACUCCCCCGACAUGGACAACGCCAGCUUCUCCAGCGGCAGCCCCCCCGACGACACGCUCACGGAGCACCUGCAGUGCGCCAUCGACAGCAUCCUCAACCUGCAGCAGGGGCCCUCCGCCCGCCACCUCAAGGGGGGCGGGAGGCCCCGGCAGCACCCCAACCCGCUCCCCGGGGCCCCCUCCCACAGAGCCCCGGCCCAGCCCCCUUCCUCCUCCUCGUCCUCCUCCUCCUCCUCCUCGUCAGCCUCCACGCCCGCCUUGGUGGCCCCUCGGCCGCCCAUGCCCAUCCCGGGACGGGGCCACAACGGGAGCCUGGUCCCCCAGAACCACAGCAGAUAACAGUGUCCCCCCCCCCUCCUCCUCCUCCUUCUUCCCCCAAGGGCCGCGGGCCCCUGGAAGGACUUACAUGGGGGGGGGGGCCGACGGAGAGCGAGAUGCGUCGAGAGAGAGAGACAUAGACUCUGAGGGCGGACGGGGGCCUGGGCGCGGCCUCACUGUUACUUCACUGUUUUCUGCCCAGCUGUGUUGACUUUGUCAGUCCAUUUGAAUCGCACCAGAAAUGUCUUUUGUUUACCGGCUGGCACGCACGCCUGACAACGACAGGAGGUCCGGAUUGGGAAGAGGACGGUCACGCAGCCAAUCGGCCGCGUCGGAUUCACGACCGUGUCCGUCGGGUCCGGGUGUAUGCGUGUGUCCAUCCGAAACGAUGGUCGAAUUACAACGCGGAAUCGUCGCUGAUGUCGUCCAUUACUUCGUUUCAUUUUUUUUCAGCCUCCCAUUUGUGCUCUUUUUCACAAGCCCCUCAUUCAAACAUUCCCCUCACACUGUGGCCUGCACACAACUGCACAAACACACGGAUCGACAACGCAAAUAAACACAACACAUGAUCAAUUGUCUCUGGGUUUCCUUAUCAGUGCCUGUCAGGACCCCAAAACACCACAGGGGUCUCCCUACAUCUCUCCUUCAAUGCCUAGAGCAACACGAUGCCUAAUGCAUAACCUUCUGUCUGUCUGUACACAAACACUGCCCAACCAAGACAACACAGCUGUUCUCGGUGUCCUUUUGUUCCACUGUGGCUGAAAUGGAUGUCCCAUCUACAUAAAAUACACUUCUUGUGGUUUGCAUUCAAUUCCUGUUCAAUCUACUUUAUGUUUUUGCAGUCAUGCACCCGAUGGAAGGGAAGACAUCCCGUUACUAUGAAUUCUCCUUUCACACUCGUACUACUCUCGUCUGUGUUUACCCCACUCUUUUUGGUUUUCCCCGCUCUUUGGUCGGUUUCCCAAAAAUCGAUUGAUCCUUUGUUUAGUUUGGUACCACAUCUGCGCUUCACUCUGGUCAUUACUUUAGGUCGGUCUCUUUCAUUCGAGGCCGCUUGUCUCACGGUUUACAUUGUAGUCGGCCUUGGGAGUUGUAGUUCUGUAACAAGGAGAUGUAAAUGAACAUGUAACAAGGAGAUUUGAAUUAUGUUUAGAGAAAAAAAGGAACCCUGGUUCAUGUUUUAGACCCACCGCCACCAAGCCUAACCCAACCCUGACCGCCUUCUGCGUCAAAAUGCCCUGACUUGUUCUACGUUUUGGUCAGUAGGGGGCAGGCCUGUCUUCCUAUAUCCCCUCCCACCCCCCUCUGUUGUGUUUUAAGGACUGAUCCCCAUGGUUACGUUCUGUCACUGUCUGCCUCCUCCAUGGCACUGUUAUCAUUUAGUUUCCCUUCUCAUCCUGGUGAGCAGUGACUCACAACACACCACACCGCAGAUGCGUUGACAUGAAGACAAAAAAGGAAACAAUAAUGUACAAAAUAAGACCGUAAGAGAAUUUGAAGUAUAGUAUUACAGAUUAAUUUUGUAUUGUAUUUAUUGUGUAUAAUGACACUUUUUAAAAAGAAAUGUACAUUUAGUAAACUUGUAAAUUAAACCCUUGCUUCUUUUAUGAA
Molecule: messenger RNA, 7928 nt
Organism: Gadus macrocephalus (Pacific cod)
Lineage: Eukaryota; Metazoa; Chordata; Actinopteri; Gadiformes; Gadidae
Gene: bicra
Product: BRD4 interacting chromatin remodeling complex associated protein
Exons: 15
Coding region: 366-6338 (1990 amino acids)
Biological process (GO): positive regulation of DNA-templated transcription
Cellular component (GO): SWI/SNF complex
Source: RefSeq, a predicted model, not a curated record